GUAAAUGUGUGUAUGUGUGCCUACCUCGACCCACAGCCCAGAGCCUGAAUAACAGUAGGAGGAAAAUGGACGGAGUGGGUUCAUUUGGCGCUGGGAGAGCCGGGGCUGCGUUCGACCCUUUUGCCUUCAUCCAACAGCCGCAGACCAUCCUCAGAAUAUUGUCAUGGAUCUUCUCAAUGGUGGUGUUUGGAUCUAUAAUAAAUGAAGGCUACGUCAACCACGGCAGUCAGAGGCUCUACUGCGUUUUCAACAAGAACAACAACGCCUGCAACUACGGCACCACCAUUGGCCUCAUAGCAUUUCUAGCCUGUAUUUUCUUCAUUAUCCUUGACAUCAAGUUCCAGCAAAUCAGCAGCAUUAAAGACCGGAAGAAGGCAGUGAUGCUGGACAUUGGAUUUUCAGGUUUCUGGGCGUUUUUGUGGUUUGUUGGUUUCUGCUUCUUGGCCAACCAGUGGCAACGCACCACCACAGACGAGCUGCCCUUAAAUCAGGGAGCGGAUGCUGCCAGAGCUGCCAUAACCUUCUCCUUCUUCUCCAUCUUCACCUGGGCUGGUUUGACUGUAAGAGCGGUGCAGAAGUACAUGCUAGGGACCGACAUGACCCUCUUCACCACUGAGCACAUUGACGGCAACCCACCCAUCCAGCCGUAUCCCACCGGCCCAGACACCAUACCCAACGACACAUACAAGAGCGCACCGUUUACCGAAAACCUGGACACCACCGCGCCAACCUACCAGGUGCCAAUCUACUGAAGCCAGAGUCCCCCGUGCGAUGCCACAGGCCCUGGUCUUCAAACUGAAGUGGUGUGACAAUGUUCAUAGGUAGUAACCGUUCUGUGAACUUCUGUACAAGAAUAUGUUGAUUGUGAUUUCACUUUCGUUUGGAAUAUUAUGUGUUAAUUUAUCAGCCGGAAUGAAACCGAUGAUGGGAGGGGGUUAGCAGUGUUGUUUCAAAGCGAGAAAGGGUUGCAUGUGUUGUAUUUAGAGAGCUUAUGAAGUGCCAUGCAUCACAAUCUAUAACUUAUAUAUUCAGUUUCCAUGUUCCGCUGUUGGGUACUGUAUAUAAAGUGCAAUAUCUGAAACAUGGAGUCACCAAACAUUUAUUGAAAUAUUCGCCAGUUAAACACUUGCGAGAGGUGGUCUUCCUAAAAGAGAACAGAGUUCGCUGUAGAUAAGGGUGUCUUAUGUAAUAAAAGUGUGUAUAAGAAGAGGUUGAUUCAGUGAAGCCACUAAACGUGUUCAGACAUGAAGCGGGAUUUUAUUUUUAAUGGAUUGUUUUGUUUUGUUUCUUACAAUGUCUGAAAUAUUAAUAUUAUAAUAUUAAAAUAUUAAGAUUAAAUUAAGUUUAUCGCACUUAAAAGAUGACACUUUACAAUUGAUCAGUUACAAAUAUGAUUAUCACAACCUUGGACAAUGACACAUCUUUCAAAUUUGAAUGAACUGUUGUUCGAACGUUUGUGGUCAGUACUGUAUAUAAAACAUAUUCAGCGUAGAUGUAUUAAAAGUAUUGUUCAAUCAAAAUCUGAAGAAAACGAAAUGCUGUUAAUUUAAUUCAGACCAUACAAUAUGCGAGUUUGUUUCUGUUUGUUUGUUUCAUUCCAACACAAAUGAUGAUUUUUAGAUUAAUCUGUGUUCCUUUCAGAGUCAAAAAACAAACAGGCAAAUUUAAUAACUAUAGCUUCUGGCCACACUCAGUUCAGUCUUACUGUAAGAUAGGAUUUGGGGUACAAUGGAGUUGAGGUUCCAAAUGGACUUUAUUGAUAGCUUAGUCAGACAGACAAUGAUCAAACAGGAACAAACAGUAGCAUAAUCUAAAAGUGUAAUCAGCGAAGCAGUGAAUGGUCGGGAUAGGUGGCAAAACAACAUAAAACAAUAAGCAAAGCAAAGAUCAAAAACCACGGAAGGACAAGGCAAGGAAACCGUAGAAAUGUUACAGGGGAAAAAGACAUAGCAAUGUGUCUUCUUGUUUACGACGGAUUGCAGACUAAGGGGCUGAUCACAACAAACAUGCUUUUACGUUACAAAAACACAAGGCGCACUGCAAUGCCUUUUUGUUGACAAAAUAAAUAAGUGAGGUGUGCUUUUUAUGUCGUUAGGCAACAACUGAAUCAGCUGCAUAUUGUGCGCAAGUGUUGCUGUCGAUGGUUUUUCAAUUUAAAAAUGUAUUAAUAUUGUUAUGUUCAAGAUUAGUGAAGUCAUUCAGCACUGAAUAACUCAAAAUAGUAACCACUAGUCUCUCCUCUGUCUUCAAAAGUCUCCGUAGUUGUCUCGACAACACAAACACUGCACUUUUCUGUUCAGAGUUUACUUUUUUUAACUGCGAGCGCACAGCGUGCAAUGGCGAAAAUGAGGGGCGCAGCAGGCGGUUAAAACUCAAGGCGCGCAGAGCGCAUAAGCAGCACGCAAAACAAUUGCUGCUGUCAGUAAUUCAUUUAAAAAAGGUGCUCUCAAGGCAAAAAAGCGUUCGAUGUGAUCGGCCCCUAAUACGUACAUUACCUCUUAUCUCUCAAGCGGACAAUUGACACUAUACACACUAAAUUCCUGAUUGACCUACAUACAGUACCUGUUACCUGUUCAGAAACUUCAUUAAGUUUCAUUCGGCACUGUGUUCAGCUCCUCCGUCCACCCUCAGUACUCUCAGUCGGGAGAAAAGAAAGGGGGUCUAUGAUGAACUUCCAUCUGUGUGUGUGCAAUCAGGAAGAGAACUAAAACUGGUGUGUGUGUGAGGUGCAUGUUGGUAUUUGUAGUUCUCCAGGGAUCUUUAACUGCUAGAUCGCUGCUGAUAGUGAUACAUACAAAUCAAAAAAAAAAAAAAAAA
Messenger RNA from Danio rerio (zebrafish), 2817 nucleotides. It is a transcript of the gene syngr3a, whose product is annotated as synaptogyrin 3a. Lineage: Eukaryota; Metazoa; Chordata; Actinopteri; Cypriniformes; Danionidae. The record is from RefSeq and is marked provisional. Gene Ontology annotation, cellular component: membrane.